UGGACAUCUAACGACAAGUGUCGGAAAUGUUUUCAUGCUCCUCUGAGCAUUGGUUUGUGCCAGGCGAUCAAUGAGCUGUCAGCAUCACAAAAACGGACCGACUGUCAGCUUCGACGCCAUUCAGAUCGCCAAUGCUAGAAUGAAGGGCUCCCACUCUGUCAAGAGGCACCGCAUAACUAUACACACAUCACACACGGAUGGGCGGAAUGAAGUGGCGUCCCGUCCAGGGCGGUCAGGGGCCCGCUGUCGGAACUCCAUCGCCUCCUGUGCCGAUGAACAGCCACAUAUCGGCAACUACCGGCUCCUCAAAACCAUCGGCAAGGGCAACUUUGCCAAGGUCAAAUUGGCACGACACAUUCUCACAGGACGAGAGGUGGCCAUAAAAAUUAUUGAUAAGACGCAACUUAAUCCUACCAGCCUUCAAAAGCUCUUCAGGGAAGUAAGAAUAAUGAAGAUUCUAAAUCAUCCAAAUAUUGUAAAGCUGUUUGAGGUCAUAGAAACAGAGAAGACACUUUAUCUGGUGAUGGAGUACGCCAGUGGUGGGGAGGUGUUUGACUACCUCGUAGCACAUGGGCGAAUGAAGGAGAAGGAGGCCAGAUCUAAAUUUAGACAGAUUGUAUCAGCGGUUCAGUAUUGCCAUCAAAAACACAUUGUCCACAGAGAUCUCAAGGCAGAAAACCUACUGCUGGAUGCAGAUAUGAACAUUAAGAUUGCAGACUUCGGUUUCAGUAAUGAAUUCACUAUUGGGAACAAACUAGACACAUUUUGCGGCAGCCCGCCGUAUGCGGCCCCUGAGCUUUUCCAGGGUAAAAAGUAUGACGGGCCGGAGGUGGACGUGUGGAGUCUGGGGGUCAUACUCUACACACUGGUCAGUGGAUCACUGCCCUUUGAUGGACAGAAUCUAAAGGAACUUCGUGAGCGGGUGUUGAGGGGCAAAUAUCGAAUUCCCUUCUACAUGUCGACUGACUGUGAGAACCUCCUGAAACGCUUCCUGGUGCUGAACCCUGUCAAACGGGGAACACUUGAGGUUAGGAACUAUAAAGACUCAUGGGCCUUUACACAAAUACGGUACAAAAUAAGUAUGUAUUGUCUCAGCCUCAAGGCACAAGCCCAGCAAUUGGAGGCGAGUGAUUCCAGCUCCAGCAGUAACCUUUCUUUGGCAAAGGCCAAACCCAAUAGUGAGCACAAUAACGGCCAGUCACCAUCUCACCUCAAAGUCCAAAAAAACGUCUCCUCCAACCAGAAACAGCGUCGUUACAGUGACCAGGCUGGUCCAACCAUUCCCUCGGUGGGAUACCCCAAGAGAAGUCAGACCACUUCUGCAGAAAGUGACCAUAAAGAGGAGGGCAGUGCACAGGCACGUAAGUCAAGCUCGUCUGGAAGCCGCGGCAUGGCUCCACCGAGCCCCAUGCUGGGCAACGCCAACAAUCCAAACAAGGCCGACAUUCCUGACGGCAAAAAGAGCGCCGGUGCCCCUGGGAGCAAUUCUGUGUCUAGCGGUAUGACCAGGAGAAACACAUACGUGUGUAGUGAGAGGAACGCCACAGACCGUCACUCCGUCAUCCAGAACGGCAAAGAGAACAGCCUGAAUGAAAUGUCAGGAUGUGUCAGCACGAGUCCGACGGCGUAUGCUGUUGCUCUCGCCAGCUCAUCGGCUUCUGUCCGUCUGCGCCACCAAAAGGCCACGUCACUCUCGGCCUCCGGACACACCUGCCGCGCCACCUUGCCGCUCAACGACGGCACCUCUGAUCUCUUCAAGCCCAAUACGAGCGUGACUCAGACGAGUCAGCGGAACCCCGGUUCCUCCACGCACAGCAUUAGUAGCGCGACUCCCCCGGACCGCCUGCGUUUCCCACGAGGCACGCUAAGCCGCAGCACUUUCCACGGAGGCCAGCUGAGGGAGCGACGCACAGCCACCUAUAAUGGACCCCCUGCCUCUCCAACCUUAUCGCACGAUGCCACGCCACUCUCACAGUCCCGGAGCCGCGGAUCAACAAACCUCUUCACAAAGCUCACAUCCAAGCUCACGCGCAGAGUGCCGGCAGAAUGCGAUAGAAAUGGGAGGUAUGAGGAUUCAAGUCGUAAUGUGUCUGGGGAUCAGAAAGAGGAACAUAAAGACGCCAAACCCCGCUCGCUACGCUUCACCUGGAGCAUGAAGACCACCUCCUCCAUGGAGCCCACAGAGAUGAUGCGCGAGAUCCGCAAAGUCCUGGACGCCAACAACUGCGAUUACGAGCAGCGUGAGCGCUUCCUGCUUCUAUGCGUCCAUGGCGACGGCCACGCCGAGAGCUUGGUCCAAUGGGAGAUGGAGGUGUGCAAACUGCCCCGCCUCUCGCUAAACGGCGUGCGCUUCAAGCGGAUAUCAGGAACAUCCAUCGCUUUCAAAAACAUUGCCUCGAAAAUUGCCAACGAGCUGAAGCUGUAAGGAAAAAGAAGUUGAAAAUGUGAAAAAGCAGCAAAAAGGACUAAGGCACAAAACUAGAGUAAUCAAGCUGUACAUUCUUUUUGAACAAGUAGCAGAUACAAGGAUUGUUUUCCUUAAACACUUACAAAGUAUGUACUGAAAAUAUUGUAUAGAAUCAUGCCUUAGGCAAUAAUUUCCUGCAUCUUUGAAGCAUUAUUAAUAUUAUUAUUGUCGUUAUUAUUGUGGGAUGGUUUCAAACGGUAGGAAAACAAUGACGGUUUCAUUUCUAUAAUUAUUUUUUUUCCGUUUCUGCACUACUGCAGUAGGUACCCUGUGGGGCCAAAA
Messenger RNA from Sinocyclocheilus grahami, 2749 nucleotides. Its product is annotated as MAP/microtubule affinity-regulating kinase 3-like. Gene Ontology annotation, cellular component: cytoplasm; plasma membrane. Gene Ontology annotation, molecular function: ATP binding; tau-protein kinase activity. The record is from RefSeq and is a predicted model, not a curated record. The transcript has 17 exons. Gene Ontology annotation, biological process: microtubule cytoskeleton organization; protein phosphorylation; intracellular signal transduction. NCBI's taxonomy places the organism in Eukaryota, Metazoa, Chordata, Actinopteri, Cypriniformes, Cyprinidae. Bases 71 to 2425 code for a protein of 784 amino acids.